Messenger RNA from Cimex lectularius (bed bug), 2303 nucleotides. Its product is annotated as proteoglycan 4-like. NCBI's taxonomy places the organism in Eukaryota, Metazoa, Arthropoda, Insecta, Hemiptera, Cimicidae. The transcript has 10 exons. The record is from RefSeq and is a predicted model, not a curated record. The coding region runs from base 106 to 2277 and encodes 723 amino acids.
CUCUGGAGCACCUUCUUUCCCCCUUUCUUCACUGGGCCAGCGUUCCUCUCCUCUUAAAUCGGAGGACCUUUCACGCCCAGUCUCCAACAGGACCGCACACAGAUCAUGUUGCUGGUCCUCGCUUUCGCACUCUUGGCCCUGACCAGGGCGGAGGUCGACGUGAUAACAUCGCCGGGUCCGGGCAAUCAGUACGUCAGACUUCAAACCGGGCAUCAUAGGGAUGAUGGGAAUCUGAGCGAAUCGUCUGUGCAGGUGAAAGACGAAGGGCUGACGGGUGUCCAGGGGAAAUAUCCGGUGAAAAAAGCCGAGGUAGGCACAUUGAAAAAGGACUCAUCUUCUUUCAAGGCUACCGUGAAGGACGAAGGCUCGUCAGGCGUGCUGAAGAAGCAAUCGGGCAACGGCGUCCCUUCACUCAAGCACUUCCACUACGACAUCAUCAGUAAAGCCAAGCCCGACGACAAAGGCGGGCUCGAUUUCGACGACGACUUCCAUCCCCUGAACAAUAAGAAGCUCGUCCCUGCCGGCACGUCCCAGGCGUCGAGGGUGAACGUGAAGAAAGGACCCAACGGCCAGGACUACGAGUACGAGUACGUCUAUUACUAUUACGACGAAGACGAGGACGACACGCCCGCCACGACCCAACGUCCUCGCUACUCGGAAGUCGAACGGGCCACCAGGAGGAAGGAGCAAGACGACGAGCCGAGGAGGAGGUCCGAGGACAGGUUCAGGAGCAGGCAAGAACCCGAGGAGGAAGGACCCAGGAGGAAAUCGGAUGAAAGGUUCAGGAGCAGGCAAGAACCCGAAGAUGAAGAGCCAAGGAGGAAAUCCGACGACAGGUCCAGAACCAGGUACACGACGAUCGAAAGGUCCAAGGGUAAAGAGCCCGUAGCCACCACGGCCGAGCCCGCCGUCAACGAGGUGCUGCCCAGGGGAGGUCAAAGGACAAGAGGGAGGCAGAUGGAACAGGCGGACGAAGAGAGGUCCAAUACGCGGUUCCCGUCGAGAGGGAGGGGCCAGGCUCAGACGACACAGCAGCCCAUCACGGACCCACCGGUCAGGUCGAGGACAGGAGGUGGAAACGUCAGAAGACCCAGUUUGGUCGACAGCAGCAGCUUCAGGACUCAUUCGAGCGACGUGGCGCCGGAAACCGACCCGGGAAAAUAUUAUACGAGAGGGUCCGAAGUCGUUCAGGACACGAGGGAAUCUGACUUGGAAGAGUAUGUAACUGACACGCUCCAACCGACGACCUUCUCGCCUCAGACUACGCCCAAAUACACCCAGGAGACAGGAGACAAUAUGCCGGAUAAAGCGGCUCUGGAUCUGUACGCGAUAUUACAGCAGACCCAGGAGGAAAACUACGUCUCGGAGGAGGUGGAGGAAACGACGACCAUGAUGCCAACUACGACGACACCUGAGCCGACGACGACACCUACAACGACGACGACGACAACAACGACAACGACGACGACGACGACACCGGCGCCGCUUCCUGGGAGAGGGCGUUUCCGCGGUGUCGGCAGCGCCAGGACCCGCCCUCGUCACGGCUACGGCUCGACGACCCAAGCGCCUCAGGAGCCUCAGAAAGACAGCGAAGAGCCCAAACGUUCUAAGUUCCAACCCAGCAACACAAGAAACCACGGAGCUUCGAGCUACGCGAGAAGGGGUUCCCAGAGGAGUUCGACGACCCAACAACCCCAGGAAGAGAGCACGACGCACAGGCCGAGGAGCAGUUUCGGUUCGAACAGGUACAACAGGCCGAGAGGUAGACAGCCGGUGCAACAUCAGGAUGAGGAAAAGGCGGAAUCAACGACUCAAGCGGCCACUUCGCCACGUCCGACGCGGCCUAGGCUCAACAUCAGCGGUGCCAGGCCGUUGAGACCCGGCCCGAGGAUCAACCUGAGAGGAAAGCUUCCGGUCACAUCGCCAACGCCAGCGCCUCAGGAAGAAGCCCCGGCGCCGACCCAACCUACGCACCAGGAGGAAUCGCCGGCGGAGACGACCCCGGCCCCGGCCGCACCCCCGGCGCCCCAGGAUGCCCUGGCCCGGCUCCGGAACCGGCCGAGGCUCCGUGUCAGCCCGAGGCCCCACCACACGACGCCGGCGGAGCCGAGCCCGCCGCCCGUCAGCGAGCAGCAGGAAGACGUCCAGCCUGAGGAAGCUCAGCAACCGCCGGCGACGGAACAGAGCAGGCCAGCACAGUCGCACCUCCUCAGACGCCGCCCCGCCAUCAGGAGGCUCACACUCCCACACUCACAGCCCCAGCAACAGCGACGAUAAAUAAAAAUAUAAUCAAAAAUAAUUUA